UUAACUCUUGAUAAAAGAUACAAAUAUAUUAACUAUUUAAUUAACGGAUUUACGUAUUCUUUGUGAAUAAACAAAAGUUUUACAAUCAUUUCCAUUGGUCAGUUGAAUUACAUCUUCCCGCUUGUGUUCAAUAUCAUCCUCAUUAAUUUUUAGGCCAUGGAGCGAAUACAAAGUAUGCGACAUGUGGCAUUGCUGAAUAGCUUGCAUCAAGAUGGAUUUCCAAAUGUUAAAACUGCGACGGAAGGGGAUAUAGAAAUUUCCGUAAUCAAUGUACCGAAAACUCAUUUGGAAAGCUACAGGACUUUAGCAAUUGCUUUAGUCUUCAUUGAAAAAAUGAGGAUUGACGAAGAGAUAUAUGAAAACAAAAAAUAUUCCAAUGACAUUCUGAUUCUGGAAUCGAAACUUUACGACAUUCUCUGUCACAUGGAUGAAGUUAUAAGCAAAAAUGGAGAUAGCAUUGAACACGUGACACGGGAAGUUAUGAACAAGGAACUGCGCGCGUAUUCGGAAAGAACACACCGUUUCGCUCGAGAUUACAUAACAGUGAAAGAUACUUCUAAAAUCAUGGACUAUUUUAUUUUUCAAUACACAGCUUUAAAUAAAUAUAUCCAAGAAAGCUAAGAACAAUCGAUAGCUUAUUCAAUCUUGAGGUAAAUCAAGAGGAAAUCGAGUAGAUUAUAUUAAUCAACUGUAAGUGGUGUCCACUCUAUUGUGUUGUGAUAUUUACGUACAUUUUUUGUAAUUGCUUUGAAAUUAUAGUUCGCCUUUUAUGCUGACGCUUCAAGAAGUUUCAUGUAUAUAACAUUCUGAAUAGAACUUCCCGUUAUUAAAGAAAAUGACAAUCCGAUACUUUCAUUUAAGAGAAUGAUAUAUAGUUGAGAUAAACGAAAGUAUAAUACAUAAUCUAUAAUUAAACAUUUUACAUGAAAGUUUGUUCUGACUGUGAUAAUUCUAUUACUGUGAUACAUGUUAAAUUCUGGUCAUAAUGUCAUUAAAUUUAUUUACGUUAUUUUUUUUA
Molecule: messenger RNA, 1018 nt
Organism: Mytilus trossulus (common blue mussel)
Lineage: Eukaryota; Metazoa; Mollusca; Bivalvia; Mytilida; Mytilidae
Exons: 2
Coding region: 157-621 (154 amino acids)
Source: RefSeq, a predicted model, not a curated record